This is a messenger RNA of Orbilia oligospora ATCC 24927, 2415 nucleotides long. RefSeq lists its product as uncharacterized. The transcript has 6 exons. The record is from RefSeq and is a predicted model, not a curated record. Bases 1 to 2415 code for a protein of 804 amino acids. NCBI's taxonomy places the organism in Eukaryota, Fungi, Ascomycota, Orbiliomycetes, Orbiliales, Orbiliaceae.
AUGGAUGAACUCUUCCGAGCGGACCAAUCAUGCCGUCAAAAAUUCGCCAACUUGGUAGCUUUGACUGAAUCUCCGAUACGGGAUUUUAGCACACAAGUCUCGCGACGGGACUGGGAUAUCGAAAUCGAAAGAUUGAGGGAUGCAUCCUUUCUGCGAUAUCAGGUUGCUUUAAUACUCAAACUUUUGAGCGAACAUAUCGAAAAUGCUAUAGUAUUACUUAAAGGAGAAAGGGUACCUUGGGAGGAUUUGACUAGAGAAUCCACGGAGCCGGAGAACCCAGAAGAUAAUACUCAAGAUACAAAGCCCUCCCAAAGCGAAUCAGAUGAUGAUACGGAAGAAGACUCGCCCUGGGAUUUCUCAUCCGACGAUGUUUCAACCAAUGGAGACUCUCCGGACGACUACGUUGGCGGGAACGAUAGAUCAAGAAGGCCUACGGUCAGCGGCAUUGUCAAUAUUCAUGGCCCCAACGUGAGAACGAGAACAGACUUUCCUGCUGGGGAAAUGGCGCAAAUUCGACAUGCAAUACAAACGACUGUCUCGUCGUUAUACGCACUUCCUACUCGUAAGGCAGUCAUUCAAGAUCGGCUUCGUGGAGAACUACCAGAAGAAGUGACUUCUUUUGAGGAUCUGGAUAUCUUAUACGUUAAAGACAAAUUCCCAGAAUUGGCAAAAUCUUCUCCUGGUGUUGCUACCCGGCUCGGAAAAUUGAUGACUCGUCGACGUGAAAUAUUACAUUCCCGGAAAAAUCGAGAAAGCCGUCAGCUACAGCCCAACGUAAGCACAAUGCUAAAACCUACUGGACACCUGGAAGGGCCGAUUAAAGGUCUCCGGAAUUCGGGUUUGUUUGAGCCACUUGAAUACACACCACUCGUACCUUCAACAAUUGCCUCGGCCCUUCUUCCCGAGGAUCUAGAAGUUGCAGUGCCGCGGAGGCCCUUAGGAGAAAAUGGGGAAGAGCUAGAAACGUUCGUCUGUCCAUAUUGUUGUACAGUACAAGAGAUAAAACGGGAAAGAGAGUGGAGGGCCCAUGUGCUCCAAGAUCUCCAGCCAUACGUCUGCACAUACCCAGAUUGCGAACUUGGAGAUUUUUUGUUCGAAAGUAGGGUACAAUGGUAUCAACACGAACUGGCAAAACAUCGAGUCAAUUGGUUUUGCAAUACAAAAGGGCAUGGACAUUGUAACAAUAAAACCGAUUUCAGCGCACAUAUGGCUGCAGAACAUGAUAAUGACGACUUCCAUUUCAGCGGAAUCGAUCCCCUAGUAGCUUUUACGCUCUUUUCGAUACCAGGUAAUGCAACUGAGCCGGGUUUUUGCACACUAUGCAUGACAGAGACUUCAGACCCGGAGAGCCAUGUCGGCCGGCACCUAGAAACCAUUGCCCUUGCCGUCAUCCGACCAGAAGACAUCCCUAAGGAACCUCAUGGGGAAACACCGCGCAUUCACGACGGGGGAAAGAUUAAAAUAACGGAAGGUAAACAGUCUAGGGGCAUAGCUGAUCCCUUUUCCAGGGGGGCAUAUCUGGGGGCCAAACGAUUGUAUACAUUGAGUGACACCGGGUCAGAGAGAUCUCUAAACAAACCAUUGCAUAUCGUGUUCAGGGACGCUGUUGGGUCAACUAACGCUCCUGCUGGUGGGGACAAACCCUUCACAACGAACAGAGGGUUUGAGAAACGGCCUAAUCGGAAAGGAGGCAUAAAAGUGCCUAAAAACAGCUUCAACGCUCUUGACUAUACAAGCAGCAGUGAAUCCGACUCUGACUCAGAUUCAAGCUCAAUUACGAGCUCAGUCUCGGAUAUGGCCUUCGGUACGCCGCCUCGCUGGGCUGCUUUCGGGUCCGAUGCAUAUACAACGCCACCGUCUUCUUUCUCGGAACUCCAUUUGAAAUUGAAGUCCUGGGCAAGGCGCAAUAUAUCUAGUGACAAGCGGACAUCUAAGCCAAGUCCAAGCAGAAGGAUAUUCUCGUACGCAAAAUCGGAUGGGCCUUCGAGUAGCGUUGAAAAAAGCAAGCGGACGCUUAAGAGGAGGGACUCUUUCGAUUUUAAUAUGGCUUUUAGCGAUCCAAGUUCUGACAGUUCAACUGGGCGAAAACACGCCUUCCCGCGCUCUAAACAUAGAGAAGAAGAAGUACCUGGGCAAAGUAAAUCAAAUGAACUCACUCCAAAGCCCGUGGCCUCAACACAGCCUCCGGUGGCAACAGGGAAGAAGCGGCGGUCUGGGAAAAGAGAGUCUGUCGAUUCAAAUCUUGCUUUCGGUGGGUCUAGCUCUGAAGCUUCAGCGAGUGACUAUAUGCGCAAAUCGCGUGACCAAGUUGUGAAAAAGGUCUGGCGAUGGUGGCGAACAGGAACUGCAGAUACGGCUGAUAUAGAUCCAGAGGAUCACGGUCAUUCAAGGCCGGAACCUGUUAAAGUUCCAUGA